Messenger RNA from Oncorhynchus masou masou (cherry salmon), 2736 nucleotides. RefSeq names its product staufen double-stranded RNA binding protein 2 (gene stau2). The record is from RefSeq and is a predicted model, not a curated record. Lineage: Eukaryota; Metazoa; Chordata; Actinopteri; Salmoniformes; Salmonidae. Gene Ontology annotation, molecular function: mRNA binding; double-stranded RNA binding. Gene Ontology annotation, biological process: anterograde dendritic transport of messenger ribonucleoprotein complex; intracellular mRNA localization; protein localization to synapse. Gene Ontology annotation, cellular component: neuron projection; cytoplasmic stress granule; plasma membrane.
UUUUUCCUGGAAUUGUGAUGUGGUCUGUUCCUAAAUCCAUCAGUUCUCUUUAGUGUUUGCCAAUGUUGGAGGUGUAACUGGGGUCUGGCCCUGGACAAAGGUAUAGAGCAUGGCUCAAGUGAAAGUGCAGACCUCAACGCCCCUGGCUGGCCCUGGCUUCUCCCCCCUGUCUCCCCUCGGGGCCAUGCCCAGUCCAGGACCCUUGGGUCUACAGCCCUCAGUCAAUGGCCCUGGGCCCACCCCCGGCUGCCCCGCCCCCUCAGCCGGGGGUGGGCCCGACACCCCUGUGUCUGCCAACUCACCAGGCCCACCCCAGGAGAACAUGGCAAACCCUAAAGAGAAAACUCCCAUGUGUCUGGUGAAUGAGUUAGCCCGUUUCAACAGGAUCCAACCGCAGUACAAGCUGCUCAACGAGAGAGGCCCUGCACACGCUAAGAUCUUUACAGUGCAGCUGUGUCUGGAGGAGCAGGUGUGGGAGGCGGAGGGCACCAGCAUCAAGAAGGCUCAGCACUCCACCGCCUGCCUUGCCCUCACUGAGAGCCUUCUGCCCAGGCCCGCUCCUCGCUCUCCUACAAUGGACGUCAACAGCAACCCAGGUAGUAUCACCCCUACGGUGGAGCUGAAUGGUCUGGCUAUGAAGAGAGGUGAGCCAGCUAUCUACCGUCCCCUGGACCCCAAGCCCAUGCCCAACUACAGAGCCAACUAUAACUUCAGAGGCAUGUUCAACCAAAGGUACCACUACCCAGUUCCAAAGAUCUUCUAUGUCCAGUUGUCUGUGGGCACUAAUGAGUUUAUUGGAGAGGGCCGGACUCGCCAGGCAGCCCGUCACAACGCCGCCAUGAAGGCCCUGCAAGCCCUCCGCAAUGAACCCAUACCUGAACGACCACCUCAGAGCCCCGAGGAGCAGAAGGAGCUGGAUGAGGGGAGUGAUGCCUCUAAGUCAGAAAUCAGUCUGGUUUACGAGAUAGCCCUCAAGAGGAACCUGUCUGUCUGCUUCGAGGUCUUGAAGGAAAGCGGCCCCCCUCACAUGAAGAGCUUCCUGACCCGUGUGUCCGUGGGGGAGUUCUCAGCGGAGGGCGAGGGGAACAGUAAGAAGCUGUCUAAGAAGAGGGCUGCUCUCUCCAUUCUCCAGGACCUCAAGAAACUCCCCUUCACCCCGUUAGUGGAGAAACCCAAACUACACUACAAGAAACGCCCCAAGACCAUCCUCAAGACAGGUCCUGAUUAUGGCCAGGGCAUGAAUCCCAUCAGUAGACUGGCUCAGAUACAACAGGCCAAGAAGGAGAAGGAGCCUGAAUACCUCUUGCUGUCUGAGAGAGGCAUGCCCCGACGCAGGGAGUUCAUCAUGCAGGUGAAGGUGUGUGGCGAGGUAGCCACGGGAACAGGGCCAAAUAAGAAGGUGGCGAAGCGGAAUGCUGCUGAGGCUAUGCUACUGCAGCUGGGAUACAAGGCCUCCACCUGCCCACAGAGCCCUACUGAGAUGGACGACAAAGGCUGGAACGGACAAAACACGUCUUUUAACGAAACUACGACUAGCACCCAGAAGGGUCUACUCCACCUCUCCCCGGACGUCUAUCAAGAGAUGGAGGCGAGCAGGAAACAGGGGGCCCCCGUUAACUACCUAACCCCCAAACUAUCUGACCCCCUGGUCGUCCCUCUGUCCCCUGGACACACCCCCUACUACAGCCCCCCUGCAGUUGCCACGGCAGCCAUGGCGAGGGAGCUGUUGAUGAACGGGUCAGGAGAGGGGAGGUCUGGGGAGAACAUAGGACUGAAGGGGAAGAGCUCUGUCCAGCCCUCACAGCAACUAGAGUACCUGGCUCAAAUACAAGGCUUCCAGGUGCUGUACAGCGAUGGUCAGAAUGGUAGAGAGUUCAUGACCUACCUGACACUCUCACCUGUACAGAUGACUUUCCAUGGCAUCGGGAGCUCCAUCGAAGCCAGCCACGACCAGGCUGCUCUAAGUGCCUUGAAACAGCUGUCGGAACAGGGACUGGACACGGUGGACUGUCCUAUCAAGAGCAGCGAGGUGUGUGUCAGAGAGGACGGACACUGAACAGACUAACUCAGGCACCACCCACCACUCAGGUCGCCGUGGAUACAACAGGCUGUCGUCAAGGAGAUGACCCCUGACCCUUUCCCCGUCACCUAUGACCCCUAUCCCCCCCACGACCGCUGCUGCAUCCUAGCAACAACCUGGAACAACAUGCAACGGAGUGUGUGGAUGUGUACCGAGAAGGAAAAAAAUGAAAUAACCGACUAACUAGAAAAAGAUGGGGAAGAAACCUAUGAGUCUCUAUGUGAAGACAACACUAUUCUAACACAUUACAUGUAUUGAUCAUUUACGAGGAAUUUAAAUUUAAAAAAUAAAUACAAAUAUAUAUAUAAUUUUAAAAAACUAGAUUGAGUAUAAACACCUAGAUUUUCCCUGUUGGAUAGAUGUGUAAUGAAAUGGGUCAAACCCCAAUAUGUAUAUCAUGCCAUGAAGACAGAGGCAACAUUAUAGGGGGGUGGGGGGGGUGGGGGGGACAAAGUUGUGUAGCUUAUUUUCCAAGGGGUAAUUAUGUUUCUGUUUAUUUUCUAGUUUAUUCAUCUAACAAUGCUUGAGUACUGACUGUAUUAUAAAAUUAGCCAAUAGCAGUGCUGUGAAAGUUGUAGCAGUUGUCUUCUCAUACAGUAAUAUUCACCCAGCUUAUCUUUCAUGCUGAUAUUAAUAAAAACAAAAAAACAAAAAAA